Messenger RNA from Lactuca sativa (garden lettuce), 2156 nucleotides. NCBI's taxonomy places the organism in Eukaryota, Viridiplantae, Streptophyta, Magnoliopsida, Asterales, Asteraceae. The record is from RefSeq and is a predicted model, not a curated record.
CGGGGGUGAGGGUAUAUAAACCCAGCUUGAGCGACUUAGCGUGCUGUUUUAGGCUUGUACUUGUAGUAUCACGAACGAGACUUUUUAUAAACAUAUGUUCGUAGACUACAAAGGUUGACGAAGACGAAGAGUUUUCGCAUCUACAAAUCGAGAGGUAUGAAUUCUCUUCCUUCAAUCUCUGCAUUUCCAUCGAAAUCGCCGAUAAUUAUCCUUUUGUUUCAUGUUAUCGUUUAUGCGAUGUUCAUUUGUGAUGUUCUGUUUCGCUUUUUCGUAUUCCUUUCCGUCUUUCCGAUGAUUUUCACUCCGACCGAUGUAUGAGCUAGUUAGGUAUAAUUUUAGGAACACAAAUCGCUGUAAAUUCCACUCUUUAUGCAUGCGGAAGCUAAGAUUUUAAAUUGAUGUUAAGAUUGAUUCGUUUCAACUCCGACACUACGUUUUUAGCUUGAUUUCGUCAUCGAUUUUGUUUAUCCUCCGUCGAUUUUAUGGAGCGUAAAGUUCUAUGUUGAUGUUAAGGUAAAAUUUUAUUCGUAGCUGAAAUCACUCUGUUUGACAAUCAACAUAAACGGACUCGUUAUCGCAAUGGAAGGAGAAAUCCAGAAGGUGAUGAAUUUCUUUGAUCGAGAAUGCUGUGAUUGAUUAUCGUUGAAAUGGGAAAUUAGGGUUCUUAGUUAUCACUUGUGCACAUCUUAGUAUUGAUUUUGUUGUUUAAUAUUGUUCAGUCUUUUCCAUUAAUGGAAAUCGAUGAAGCCUAGAAUAAGCUGAGAAAUCACAAAAAGGGGAAUUAAAUUCAAAAUUGAAGAUACAAACAAUGGUGCUAAAAGCAGAAAGUUACUCAGAUAUUCUCAAGGGUAAAAUGGUCACAAAAGGAGAAGAGUACACAGAACUCAGUCAACUCACCAAUGUUGCUAACACUGCAAGUCAAGAAGCAUCACGAAAGAGAAAAAGGAGAAAAGCAAAGGAUAAAUGUGUCAUUUUGAAUCUGAAUGAUAAUACUUCAUCAAUUCAAGAUCUUCCUACACAAAUGGAUACAAUUAUCACUAAAUCUCAUCCUGAAAAACUCAUCAUUGGUAGCAUACAAAUCCUCAUUGAUUAUUCCUACCUUAAUGGAAUCCAAAUCAUGAAAACUCAUGUUGCCACGUCAGCAAAAAAGCUUUUGAUUCUUGAUGUAAAUGGAUUGCUAGCAGAUAUCGUUUCUCCCCCUCCAAAAGAUCUCAAAUCAGAUAAAAAUAUUUCAAGAAGAGCAAUAUUCAAGAGACCUUUUUUGGAUGACUUUUUAAGAUUUUGCUUCCAAAGAUUUGAUGUUGCAAUUUGGUCAUCAAGAACAAGGAAAGUUCUAGACCCUGUGGUUGAUUAUUUGUUAGGAGAUUUAAAGAAGAAGUUGUUGUUUCUUUGGGAUUUGUCACAUUGCACAAAUUCAAGUGCUAGGAGCCUUGAAAACGUACAUAAGUUCAUAGUUUUUAAGGAAGUCAAGAAGAUUUGGGAAAAAAUUGAAUUUUAUGAUGAAUCAAAUACAUUGUUGUUGGAUGAUUCUCCAUAUAAAGCGUUACUAAAUCCCCAUACCGGAGUCUUUCCUUUUUCUUACACCUACAAGGAUACAAAUGACAACUCUUUAGGUCCUAAUGGAGAUCUUAGGGUUUAUUUGGAAGGUGUGGGGACCACUGAAAAUGUAAAGACGUAUGUAGAGCAACAUCCAUUUGGUCAAAAUGCCAUUGAUAAAAGAAGCCCACGUUGGGCCUUUUACUCUAAGGUUCUUAAAGAUGUAUCUUAAUAAUAAAAAAAAUUUGGAUUCAUAAAUUUUUUUUUGAAAUGAAAUGGAUAAAUUCGGACAUAAUUUUGUUGCAGUCAGUGAUAUUUAUCACUGACUGUAACAAAGUUAUAUUUUGAUGUGGUUGUGUUGAAACUGGUUGAUUUCGGUUAUUUGGUUUGGGCUAUUUGUUUUCGGGCAUACAAUUGUCCGAAUUGGUUAAAUAUACUCAAACUGAAUUUCUCGAAUGAGUUAAUUGGUUUUGGUUUUAUUAAACCAAAUUUUGGUUUUUCUUUUUGUUAUUUGCAUUAUGUAUUUAUGUUGUUGUUUUUGUUUAGUUCAAAUGUUUGUAAAAUUUAAAUAUUAAAUUUAACUAUAUAGUUUUUUAUUAUAUUUUAAGUUUUUUACUUGA